Molecule: messenger RNA, 2508 nt
Organism: Diospyros lotus (date-plum)
Lineage: Eukaryota; Viridiplantae; Streptophyta; Magnoliopsida; Ericales; Ebenaceae
Exons: 4
Coding region: 13-504 (163 amino acids)
Source: RefSeq, a predicted model, not a curated record
UUCCUUUUCGAGAUGGAUGAGGUGGUGAUUGGGGUUCCUGGGACAGGGCUAUGUUCAGCCUUUUCCCUUCUUAGAAAACAAUACGUGCAAGUCUCUGCUGACUAUUUUGGCUGUGAGGUUUAUACCACGAGUAUUGCAGGCUCUUUAGAAAAUGUUGUUUUAGUUCAUGUUGGAGGGGCUGGGAGAUGUCCACAGUUAGAUAUGGUACGCGGCAGAAGAAAUAAAGAAGAACGAGCUCUUUCUUCUUCCUCUCGACAGCGUCCCACUGCAUCGAGGAGAAGGAGAAGAGUAGAGGGUACUAGUGAGCCACUAGAUGUAUCAGAAGCAAUAGAUCCAUCUCUUUCAGAGCCACAUGCCUCACCAUCUGUUGCCAUUGCUACUGAGGCUAGUCAGCAAAAGCAACCAUCCGAUCACGAUGAUAUUUCUGUUGGACCAUUACCUGGAGGCCCCGAGGAUCCAUCCAUUCUGAAAAGCUUUAAAAAUCAUGUUGCGUUUGCAAUAUAGUCAGGAGAGGUAAGUUAUAUUAUUUUUUUGUUACACCAAUGUUAUUAUUAUAAUUGAAAUAAUUAAGUGAUUUUUUAUUUUAACAAGAAAGAGGUGUAUUAAAAUGUAGAAGUCAUGGAUUAAAAAUUCUCAAAUGGCCAUUAAAUAAUCAACGUGUUCGUGAUAUCGUUAUGGCCUCUAGUUUAUCACAUUUGAUAGAUUGCACGUAUCGUUUUAUAAUCCUACGAUUGUGUCAGCAUUUACAGAAAGAUGGCAGCCAAAGACGAAUACAUUUCAUUUACCAUUUGGAGAGCUGAGUAUAACAUUAUAUGAUGUGUCAUCUAUUUUGAAGAUUCCAGUCACUGGAAGGCCCGUAUCUAUCCCUUAUCAUUUGAGUGGUAACGAAGCUCGUGAUUUAUUAUCUAGUUUACUUGGGAUUUCAAUAGAUAUAGCAGCCCAACAGAUAGCAGAAAAUAGAGGACCAUUUGUAAAGUUAGAUUGGUUAAGAAAAACAUUCAUGCAUGUACCAGAUUCAGCUUCCAACGAAGAAAUCCAACAUGUCAAUAGAGCAUAUCUGUUAUUUUUAUUAGGCUGUAGCUUAUUUGUAGGUAAGAGCAGUACAUUAAUUCCAGUGGCCUAUUUGACAUUGUUGGAUGAUUUGAGUAUGAUUGGUAGUUAUGCAUGGGGAGCUGCAUGCCUAGCAUAUUUAUAUAGACAGCUUGGCAUUGCGAGUAGACGAGAGGUGAAGAGCAUCAGUGGAUAUCUUACUUUACUUAAGGUAAUUAUUUUAAUUUCAUAACUCUAUAUUAUGUAUGUACAUAUAUUUAACAUAUAUUAAUAAUUAUUUAUAUGAAAUUUAUAGGCAUGGGUAUAUGAACAUUUUCAAUUUAGUAGAAAUAAAUACAAUUUGUUAUAUAGUGAUGAACAACCACGGGCUCUUCGUUAGUUACCUGUUCGUGAUAAUGAUACUUUACAAUCUGUGAGGGAGCAGAUUGAUGAUUUAUCACCAGACGAGGUAUUUUAUUUUCGUGUUAUGAUUUUAUAAAUUAAUUAAUAUAUUUUAAAAUUAAUGUUUACAUUAAAAAAACAAUUGCAGGUAAUUUGGAUGCCGUAUUGGAGGGCUCGUGCACAUCACCCAUUACCAGAGAUUACAUUUUUCUCGGGUUGUUUGAAAUGUGGAAGUAUUAUCGAACCAUACCAUCCUGAGAGGGUAUUACGACAGUUUGGGUAUGUACAAACUAUUCCUCCACCUCCAUUAUCACCUAUUGAAGCUAAGCGGGGUGCAGGUACGGCAUCAUAUCGAGUAAUUUAUGCAUUUAUUGACGAUAGUUGGAAUCGGUGGGAUAUUCAUUUAUUACCACCACAUCGACGCGGUAGACCUUGUGAAUUUCCGUGGCACUUUACAUAUGAAUACUUACCGUGGUAUGGAUCUAUUACUCAUGCUAGAGCUGGCAAUUUUGGACACGACCCGAUUACACGACACGACACGACACGGAGUUAAGCGGGUUAGGGUUGGGGUUAAUCGAGUUCGUGUCAUAAACGGGUCAACCCGUUUAUGACACGAUUAUUUUCGUGUCUUAGGCGGGUCAACCCGUCUAACCCGUUUAGACACGAAAUGACACGUUUAAUUAAACGUGUUAACGGGUUGACCCGAACACGUUAACACGAUUAUAUACGAAAUGGCACGUUUAAUUAAAAGGGUUAGUGGGUUGAUCUAACACGUUAACACGAUUAUACACGAAAUAACACGUUUAAAAUUAAAUAACAUGUUUAACAGGUGACACAACACGACCCAUUUAAAUUAAACGGGUUAAACAGGUUAACAGGUGACACGACACGAUACGACACGUUUAGUUAAACGGGUUAAACGGGUCGUGUCGUGUUACACGUUUAAUAAACGUGUCGUGUUCGGGUUUAAGGAAUUUGACACGAUUAUUAAACGGGUCGUGUUCGGGUUAACCUGACACGUGUUAUACGUGUGUCUCGACACGACACGAUUACGACCCGCCAACACGAAUUGCCACC